GGUCUGCUCGCCUUUCAGUGUCCACAGUUCUCCUCGUUCGGGACGAUGUUUCGUUCCUUUCCGUUCUGCUGUCUUUCGUUCAACGCCAGCUGAACUCUCAUUAACACUUCCAUCACAACGUUGAUAGAGACUUGAUCGAAGACUGAUCGAGAAACUUCUGACUUCAAACUUCGUUGAGGACUGAUCAAGACUCAGCUGGAUACUUCACCGAGCACUGAAUCCCUCAAUCGUCAACUAGAACAGAACUUUGUUGAACAUUUGCUCAACUUUCUCAGAGAAGAGGACGAGGAAAGUUCUUCCACCUCUCGCAAUUGGAUACUUUCCGUCUAAAGUCUUCAUCAUUUCUGCUUCAUUUUCAUUUGAAACGUGGAUGUCUCUGAGAACGUUUCUCCCGAGUAGCAAAGCUCAUAGCACGCGAGUAACAUUGAGUCUUGUGAUGUAAACAUUGGACCUUGAUCGUCAGGAAUUGAAAUCGACCAGUCGACCGUUUACCACGUGGUUCUCUAAUCCCAGGUGAUCUUAGAUCACUCCCCCACAAGAGGAAGUUGUUGCAUUUUGUACGAGCAGCAACCAACACGCAAGAAGAUGGAGGAGUCGCAGAGAUACGAAGAUCAUACCAUAUAUAAGACACGCUCACCCUGCAGCCUGCGAAAACUGAGAGACCUGGUGCCAGCGCGGGUGGUGCUGUACAUGCUGUCGUUCUCGGGAUUCACCGUCUCGUUCAUGAUGAGGAACGACAUAAACAUCGCCAUGGUUGCGAUGGUGAAACCGCCACCAUCCACGAUCAACGACAGCGUAAUCCAAGAGACGUCUCAGUACUGUUACGUAACACCGGAUGCCUCGUUCGCUGACAACAACACGUUGACCAGAGACGAGGAGCAAGGGGAAUUCGAAUGGAGUCCAACGAUACAGUCAGCAAUUAGCGGAUCGUUUUAUUGGUGCUACAUAUUAUCGCAAGUGGUUGGCGGGGUGCUCACCCAGUACUUUGGCACCAAGACGGUUUUCGGUGGUUCACAGCUGAUUACGGCGAUUUGCAGCUUGCUCAUGCCAUCAGCUGCGGGCCUUCACUAUGGCGCCAUGAUUGCUCUCCGUAGCAUACAGGGCAUCACUAGUGGGCUCACAUGGCCAGCAAUGUACGCCAUCGUCGGACAUUGGAUUCCUCCCGUGGAACGGUCGCGUUUCAUGUCGUCCUUCCAAGGGUUCAGCUUCGGCAUCGGGAUAACCUAUCCACUGUGCGGAUUUAUCAUCGCUCACUUCGGCUGGAGAGUGGUCUUCUACACGACAGGCAGCAUCGGCAUACUAUGGUGCCUUUUCUGGUAUUUCUACGCCUUCGAUACGCCAGCGGAGCAUCCGAGAAUAUCUCAGCAGGAGCUACGGUAUAUUCAAGGAAGCGUCGGGAAUCAAGUUCUCGGGACGAACGAGAAUCUACCAGUACCGUGGAGGUCUAUUCUCACUUCGUGGCCAGCCUGGUCGAUCGGGAUCACCACGUUUGGAAGGAUAUGGGUGCAUUACAUCUUCAUCAUCUCAGGGCCAAUGUACAUGAAGACAGUUUUGGGAUUUAGUAUUCAAGCGAACGGUGUCCUCUCAGGCUUACCGUUCAUCUGCAGCUACUUUAGCUCCGUUUUGUUCUGCUACGUGGCCGACGUCCUUGUCACGCGACAGAUCAUGUCGCUCACAAACGUUCGCAAGGUGUUUACCGCCGCCUCACAAGUAGCUCCUGGUAUUAUGUUGGUGUUGAUCGGCUACUUGGGCUGUGACAUAGUCCUCGUUUUAGUGGUGUGGUUCAUAGCUGUUACCCUUAUCACUGCUGCCUAUGCGGGGGCAAUGGCAAGCAUCGUUGAUAUCGCGCCAAAUUUCGCUGGUCCGAUACUGGCGUUCGCGCAGACAAUACACAUGACCGCGAGCUUCCUGUCCCCGGUUGUAGCUGGCCUGCUCACUCAGGAAAGCCAAGCCCUCGAUGCAUGGAGGAAAGUGUUCGGCGUGACUGCAUGCGUCGCGUGCGGCACGUACAUUGUCUAUCAGAUAUUUGGAACGGGCGAUAUCCAAGCGUGGAACUAUCCCGACCAGAAGUAUCCGCAGUCGGUGCAAGAGGAUUCUCAGCCCUUGAACGAGACGUCCCAAAAGAACGGGAAAAUCGUUAAAUCCCGAUCGAACGUUUCCGAGGAAGCGUAACGGAUGCGUGAAACGCACGAAUUGUGAUCUGUGUCAAAACAUAUACUUCUCACUUGAUCUCGAGAAGGACGAAAUAGUCGGACCUCUGUACGUGGGAUACACAUCUAUUUUUUCGUGACGUCGCUGUAUCUAUGUAAAUAAACUUGUAGUAGACGCGAGAGAGGCGACUAUAUAUGUCAGGGUAUGUACAUUGUAACUUUUGAAGAAUAGUUCUGUGAGGAUGUUGCUACAGUUUUCAUUUUCUUCUUCUGUUACGUACUUUUCGCAAAGGUGUGUCGUGGUGAAAGCACAAAUACCCGCAGCGCUAAUUACUUAUUUCAGCCAUGACCUUAAGCGAUCACUUGCUCGCUUAUGUUCUCUGUGAUGAAAACCUUUCUUACUUAUCGAGACACCUCAACCAUCGUAGUCGAAACGAGAUCGUAUGGAUACUCGAGGCCGCUGCCUCGAUCACAUUGGGUACCUUGCUAACCUAUUCGCGUAGAAGUAAGCGUGCAAUGGAGAAGUGACCUUGAGCUAUCGAUUAAUAUCGUUCGAAUCUUAGUAAACAUCUAUAGAAGGAAUGGAUCUUGUCGAAGCAUUAAACCAACAGCUCCCAAGCCAAUAGAAACACCCCUAGUUUCUUUUUAUGCUACAAUAAUUUCCGUAUUUAAGGUUCAUAUUUGUAACCAAUCACCUGAUGCUAGAAAUUAAAAUUUGAUGUUUUUCGAAGAGAAGACUGAUGGACGAUUUUUCUUAAAGUAACAAAAGCCUGAAUGUUUGGGAGCUGUUGCUUUACAUUUUUGCAUUCGUUUAAACGCAUCAGAGAUUAAGUUACAAAUCAACGACGAUGAUAUCGUGAGAUUCAUUUUUCUCGUUCCUUUUUGUUCGUCGAGAGUGAAAGCAUACACUCCAGAAGGUCCUUUUUUUUGGUAUAUUGUUCCACGUAACGUGUAAGUAAAAACAUCUCUACAAUAUUGCCGGUGUUAUUUUAUUAACCCUUUAGAUAUGCCGUGCAAAAAGAGAUGUUUGCAUAAAUUCCGUGUUAUCUGUACUUACGCCAUGUUUGCAAUGAAGUUUGCAGCUCCACAAACGUCGAAUAGGUCAUAAAAAAAGGAGAAAAGUACAAUGUACAAAAACAAAUGACAGAUAGAGAAGUUAUACUAUACUGAUUAGUGCCUUCCGUUAGGCACGGUUCUCGAUCAUUUCUACGUUUCUUUUACAAAAUAGAUCGGACACAAAAGCCUUAGGCGCAAGUAGUUUACUUAAUUAGUACUUAAUAUUUUCAUUACGUCACCGUUGAUUCGAUCAUAAUUUACUAGUCACUGCUCUGUAAAAUGCAAACAUUUACGAAAGAAAAUAUGCAGAAAGAAACGUUUCUCUCUCUCUCUCUCUCUCUCUCUUUCUCCGGAACUAUCUCUUUUCUUUUUUAGCUUGAAACUUAAUGAUUCCAUUCGUAAGGUACACAAAGUUAAGGAAUGAUCCUUGCAAGUAUUGUAAUUUUAAUUAUUUUUAUACUGGCCCCGUUUAGGUACGAUAACGAUAAGCCACGUUGUUUUCUUUGUUCGUUAUUUAUAAGCGAGUACUUUAAGUUACAUGCGAAUACUUAACAGUCUAUAAGAAACGAAUUGAUUCACACUGUAAUACUAAAUAAAAUGAAAACAAUUCAGCGCGUUAACUAUGCGCGCGCGACGGAUAAGGUUGUACACUCAGGGCAGAGCCAGACUUUUCAUCGACAAUUAUUCUACUCUGCGUUCCGUCGAUCUUGCGAACAAUUCUAUUUUUAAUUUACAAUUGUCUAUGUGUACACUUCAACGUCCUUCGUGGGCCAUGCGCCAGUCACGCGUCACUUCAGUCAUCGGUAUCAUCUCAAAGUGUAAUUCGAAAUUGCGUUACGUUGUAAUCGCGAUAAUCGUCGACUGACAGCUCGGAAGCUAUCGAUGGACCACAAGUGUUUUUCAAACUAAAUUGCACUACUUUGUAACAAAAAUUGAUCUAACGCCACGAAAUUCGUGGCGCGUAUUUAUUGAUACGAAAAUGUAUGUAAAUGAAACAAAUAUACGAUUACAUAUUAUUUCACUAAG
This is a messenger RNA of Hylaeus volcanicus, 4232 nucleotides long. Its product is annotated as vesicular glutamate transporter 2-like. The transcript has 12 exons. Gene Ontology annotation, cellular component: plasma membrane. NCBI's taxonomy places the organism in Eukaryota, Metazoa, Arthropoda, Insecta, Hymenoptera, Colletidae. Gene Ontology annotation, molecular function: transmembrane transporter activity. Gene Ontology annotation, biological process: monoatomic anion transport; transmembrane transport. Bases 586 to 2172 code for a protein of 528 amino acids. The record is from RefSeq and is a predicted model, not a curated record.